CCCACCAGAAUGCCCAGUCCACCUGUCCUCAGAGCCCCCGCCAGAGAACCCUGUCCCCCCGUCCUCAGAGCCCCUUUCAGACAACCCAAUCCCCCCGUCCUCAGAGCCCCCACCAGAAUGCCCAGUCCACCCGUCCUCAGAGCCCCCUUCACAAUGCACAAUCAUCCCAUGCCCAGAGCCCCCACCAGACAACCCAGUCCCCCCAUCCCCAGAGCCCCCUUCACAAUGCCCAGUCCCCCCGUCCUCAGAGCCCCCACCAGAAUGCCCAGUCCACCCGUCCUCAGAGCCCCCUUCACAAUGCCCAGUCCCCCCGUCCUCAGAGCCCCCACCAGAGAACCCAGGCUUCGCUUCCCCAGAGUCCAAAUCAGAAACGCCCACCAACUCCAGACAUGAAAAAGGCCCCUGUUGAAAGUGAAUUGGCCCCUGAAAGUCCCCUGAGAAACCCCCUGUAUCAGAGCCAACCACCUUGUGCCACAUUAGACGCUCUUAGCCAAAGUCUCAGUAAUUCACCGCUGAAUGUUAACAACAUAACCCAGAAUGCCUCGCUGUUUCCUGGUAGGACCGCAGACGGUCAAACAGAGUUCUUCCAAGCACCUCCAGCCUCACCUCACAGUGUUACCUCUGAAUCUACAGCAGUAUUUGCACCAAACUCCCUCAAAGCUCCUACUACGAUGAUGGCAAGCCCCGCCCACUCAGAUCCAUUUCUCUUGCCCUCAGUUACGUUUUGCACCGGCAUCCCUUCCCACACCCUGUGCUCCCCCCCCACCUCUCUCCUCUGCUCUCUGGAAUCUCCAUUCAGCUUCCCCUCUCCUCAGCUGGCUAUACCCCCCCCACAUCAGAGCCCGCCCCCUCUGGAGCUAACCCCGCCCCCUGCCCAGCUGCUUGGCUCUGAUGAUGAAGAGCAGGAAGACCCUUCAGAUUACUGUAAAGGCGGGUACUACCCAGUGAAGAUUGGUGACCUGUUCAACGGCCGGUACCAUGUGGUUCGGAAACUGGGCUGGGGACACUUCUCCACGGUUUGGCUCUGCUGGGACCUGCAGAAGAAGCGCUUCGUGGCCAUGAAGGUGGUGAAGAGUGCUCCUCAUUAUACCGAGACGGCUCUGGAUGAAAUCAAACUGCUCCGAUGUGUGAGGGACAGCGACCCCUCCGACCCCUACAGAGAAACCAUCGUCCAGCUUAUCGAUGACUUCAAGAUCUCUGGGAUCAAUGGAGUUCAUGUCUGCAUGGUUCUGGAGGUUUUGGGUCAUCAGCUUUUGAAAUGGAUCAUUAAGUCCAACUAUAUGGGACUUCCUCUGGUCUGUGUCAAGACCAUCAUUCGACAGGUGCUGCAGGGACUCGACUACCUUCACACCAAGUGUAAGAUCAUCCACACCGACAUCAAGCCGGAGAACAUCCUGCUGGUCGUUGACGACGUUUACAUCAGAAGGUUAGCGGCCGAAGCCACCGUCUGGCAGAGAGCUGGAGCCCCGCCCCCUUCAGGCUCAUCAGUUAGCACGGCCCCCAGGGAUGAAGAGAUGGGGAAGUUGUCUAAAAACAAGAAGAAGAAGCUGAAGCGGAAGGCAAAGCGCCAACAGAAGCUCUUAGAUGAAAGGCUCAUGGAUAUCCAGAGGAUGGAUGAAGAGGAGGGUCUCCACCAGGCUGACGACGCAGAACCGACCUCCAAUCACAAAGCCAGCCCUGAAUCCAGCGGCUCCUGGUUGGACGACAGGUCUGCUGGCCACGCCCCCGGGCGCUUCUCCAGCCCUGCCUCUGGUUUAUCAGGGUUCUCCAGCUCAGUGAUGUCAGCAACGUCAGAGUCCGCCCUCUCCACCCAGUCGGGAUACUCCAGCGGUGGAUUCAGCUCCUCAGACUUUGUGCUGAACCCUCUGGAUCCUCGAAACGCCGACCGGCUCCAGGUGAAGAUCGCUGAUCUGGGAAAUGCCUGCUGGGUGCACAAACACUUCACAGAGGACAUCCAGACUCGGCAGUACCGAGCUCUGGAGGUCCUGAUCGGAGCGGAGUACGGACCGCCGGCGGACAUCUGGAGCACAGCCUGCAUGGCGUUUGAGCUGGCCACCGGAGACUACCUGUUCGAGCCGCAUUCAGGCGAGGACUACACCAGAGACGAAGAUCACAUCGCCCACAUCAUCGAGCUGUUGGGGCCCAUGCCUUUGCCCUUCGCUCUGUCUGGCAGGUAUUCCAGAGAAUACUUCAACAGGAGAGGUGAGCUGCGUCACAUCUCCAACCUGAAGCCGUGGGGUCUGUUCGAGGUCCUGCUGGAGAAGUACGAGUGGCCGCUGGACCAGGCGGCGCAGUUCAGUGACUUCCUGCUUACCAUGCUGGAAAUGGAGCCUGACCGCCGAGCGACGGCGGCGGAGUGCCUGCAGCACGCCUGGCUGCACACAUGAACCCUCACUGUGACUCAUUGACUGAUGGUUGGAGAUGCCUCAGCUGAUUGGUCAGCCGACAGACCGAUCAGAGCGCCGGAUCCACCCAGACACACCGGAGAGGAGCCGCCGCCUGUCCCGCCUGAGCUGGGCUCCAUUUGCUCAGAGACGACGGGCUGAGCUUCCUUCCUCUGGCAGCUGAAACCCUCAGAACCAGAAUCUUCCUCUGCUGUCGCCCUGAGCUGACACGGCUUCAGGAAUCCCUUUCCUGCGUGUGAUCACUUCCUGUUCCUCUAUAACGUCUGAUUAGUCCAUGAUCGACCCGAUUCAUGAAGCCGCUCAGCUGAUCGAUCACCAAACCGUCCGUUAUUGGCGGGUCGGUCGGCUGAUCGAUCAGCAAACCAUCCGUUAUUGGCGGGUCGGUCAGCUGAUCGAUCAGCAAACCGUCCGUUAUUGGCGGGUCGGUCAGCUGAUCGAUCACCAAACCGUCCGUUAUUGGCGGGUCGGUCAGCUGAUCGAUCAGCCAAUCUGCGGCGCCGUUUCAUUUUGCUGAAGUUCUAGUUUUCAUGGUCGGACUCCCUGAUGUUGAGCUUCCACUUGUUUACCUGUUCUGAUGACAUUAGUGCCUUGAAAAAGCCCCGCCCCCUGAGCCGCAGUGACAUCACUGAUGAUGUCAGGAGGAUUCUUCUUUUCUAUGUGUGUUUGUGUGAAAGCAAAGAUGGAUGUCGAUCCUGGGUUUACUGGGAAUGAAACGGAACGGUUUGUGACGACGUGGAGAGUUAAACCGACCAGAUCCAACCAAUCGAUCACAGAAGACGCUAUGAUGCUGGAUCUGCGUCCAACAUUUGGACCGCAGCUAGACACGCCCAUAUAUGGACAUCCUACUGAAGGUAGUGUGAGCUAGUUUGGCCUUUUUUGAAUAAACGGCAAACAGACCAGAAGCACAAUAAAAAGUGAAUUUAAAACAGUGAGUGAUGGGAAGCAUGUUGCUCUGAAGACACAACAGUUUCUGGGCUUUAGGACUUUUUAUAAGUUUUCAAGAUUUCAGAUGCAAACAGAAAUGAUUUUAAAAAGAAUGAAAUUAGAGGAACUUUGAGUGUUUUUGUUCCUGAGAAUAAAAAAUGGAGUGGAUUUAAAAUAAAAGGCACUCUUUAGAGACAUCAGUGAUGGUGGAAAUCUAUCGAUUAGUCAUGUCUGCAGCCCCGAUUAACAUGUUUGGUUGAUUAUUUUCACAGGAUAUGGGGGGGGGAGUUGUCUCCAUCAUGUCGUCUCACUGAAGGUUCAGACGUUUCUGUAACUUGAAGCUAAAUAAACACUUGGAUCUUAGUUAAAGGUUAAAUCUUUAUCAUGUUUAUUCCAGAGGUUUUUAUUUUGUCUUCCAGAACCAAACAGUUUAACACUUCCUAAACUUUACAUGUGGGGGUUUGUUCAGGUUUGGCCCCUGAGGGCCGCUGUCCUGCAGGUUUUCAAUACAUCGGAUGAUGCAAUAAAAGGCUGUUAACCUCUAAAACAUUCUGGACCGCGGCCCUCAGGGGCCGACUCUGGACUUCCUCUUUUAGAGCAGCUCUAUGAUUAUAUUCAGAAAACUAAAU
Cyprinodon variegatus (sheepshead minnow) is the source of this 3958-nucleotide messenger RNA. It is a transcript of the gene srpk3, whose product is annotated as SRSF protein kinase 3. The record is from RefSeq and is a predicted model, not a curated record. The coding region runs from base 390 to 2387 and encodes 665 amino acids. The transcript has 15 exons. Gene Ontology annotation, biological process: regulation of mRNA processing; protein phosphorylation; spliceosomal complex assembly. Lineage: Eukaryota; Metazoa; Chordata; Actinopteri; Cyprinodontiformes; Cyprinodontidae. Gene Ontology annotation, molecular function: protein kinase activity; ATP binding.